AUGGAAGGGCUUAAUCCUAUCUCUGAUGAUGUGGAAUAUGUUGCUUUUAUUUUUUAUGCUAAUGGAACAUAUGGUGUAAUUUCAGUUUAUGUGGAUCAUAUUGGGGUUGGUGUUGAUGGGUGGUUUGAUGAUGAAGAUAAUAAUGAUGAUGAACAUGAGUCUUGUAAUGAUGGUGAAAAUGAAGAUAACAUAGAUGAACUUAGGAAUGUUGUCUUUAAAUUUAAUGAGGAUGUAGUGCAUAUGAAUAAGACAUCAAAUGAUCCUUUCUUGAGUAAGUUAUGUGUUGAUGAGGAUGAGGAUAACAACAUUGUAAAUGAUGAUACUAGGAGAGAAGUUGAACCUAACAUCCAAACUAAUUCCAUAUUUAAUGAGCUAUUACACAGGAAAAAACAAAAACCAAUUCUAGGAGUAAGAUUUAAGGGUCCAGGGAAAGUAAAAUUAAUGUUGUGA
Molecule: messenger RNA, 450 nt
Organism: Lactuca saligna
Lineage: Eukaryota; Viridiplantae; Streptophyta; Magnoliopsida; Asterales; Asteraceae
Source: the annotation of a GenBank genome assembly